AUAAACGUUUUUGCCUCUUUUGGGUGUCACUGGGGAAAGGCUGCAAUGGAGUAAUGAGUCGUUGAACAGAAGAGAAGCUACUCUCUUGGUCGCCAACCCUCUUCCCUCUUUCUAUGGCAUUCCUUGUCGUCGACUAAUCAACGCCAACCAUCUUGAUUUCUGAAGUGUUCUAAGGUUGUCUGAAGUAAUGAUGCAUGUUGGUCACGAUGUGUCAACCGGAAAAUUAGUCGACUUAUGGACAAGACUUGCUUGAAGAUGCACUGUCGAACUGAUAGCCAUGAACAAGAAUGUCAUAUGGAAAAGGACAGUCAUGUUGAGGCUCCAGGUGUUGAAGUUCCUAAAGCCUCUAUCCGAAGAUCAUCCCGUUUACGGAGCAAGAAAAAAGUGUCGCCAUGCUCUCAAGAUGCAUGCAGAUCUUACCACAGUAGUUCUAACUAUACAAAGAAAUCUUUGAAAACAUGCCUAGACAGGGAGAGUUCUAUUUCUGAGAGCAAAAUCGAGGAAGAUAAUAAACAUAAAAUUCCGCAUAGAAAUGAAAAUAACUGUUUACUUUCAGCAGAUACCGCCUCCAUGAGAUCUUCUGCAGCAGGUCCCUCAUUUAAAUAUCAUGUCCGGGCAAAAGAUGGGAUCAGACUUCUUGUUGAUCUGAAUUUAAAACGAUCCAACUGGUUGAAAAGUAUGGAAAAAGCAGUUUGUGUAUGUCAAAAUCAUCAGAAGCCUGGAUUUGGAAGCUUCCGGCAGGAAGUUGAAUGUUUAAGAGAUAAAAAUAACCUUAAAAUUAAUUCACCUGCCAAAGCUAGUGCUUCGGAUGCAAGCAUGAAUUCUUAUGCACAAAACAAAUUUUCAAUUAAAUCAAUGAGUAGAGAAAUUGGGAAAACUCUUCCUUCAGUGGUAGAAAAGGAAGUAACUACUAUAUCCAGCCUAGAAUUUUCUACAAGAGAUGGUUAUACAAAGUCAUCGAAUUCAGUUGUCCCUGAUGCUCCCCAUGAACCAGCUUCCCUUUUGAACAUGACUGUAAUUGGUUCAAAAGUUCGGUCAAAGAAAGGAAAGAGCUCAGAGCUUGUACAUGUAAAUUGUCAAGAUACAACCAUGAAGGAGAAUUACAGUCCAAAUGCAGAAUGUCUAGAAGUUGUAGCCUUUUCUUCCGAGGAAAAUCAGUUUUCAGAUUUUUCAAGCCACCAGAAAGGUUCAUCAUGUUCUAGAACGGGAAUGAUAUGUUCUGAAAACUUAUUAACUAGCACUUUUGAGGUUAAUCAAGAAACUGCUGGUAAUCACAGACGUUCAACGGUUGAGAACAGGGAGAGUAUCAAUUCUGCUGAAGGAAUGGAAGUCUCAGGCAGAGAUGGGAACACGAUUGUGAUAUCAGCAUCUGAUGGUGGGCGUAAAAGAAGGAAACAUAACGACAAAAGCGAUUACAUCCAUGGUCAAUCUCAUCAAAGAAUUUUAAGAAGCACAAAACUGCUUGGUGGGCAAAUCCUUGAACAAGGUGGACUUGUCAUUCGGCGAUCCUCACGUCUGCUUUCUAAGGCUGUUCCAUUUGCCGGAAAGAUUCAUUGAAUUGAAGUUUCUGUAACUUUUCUGAUAAAUACCUUUAUACACCAAUAAUGAAAUGUUUCAUCACUUUUCUUGGUGGUA
Molecule: messenger RNA, 1635 nt
Organism: Cynara cardunculus var. scolymus (artichoke)
Lineage: Eukaryota; Viridiplantae; Streptophyta; Magnoliopsida; Asterales; Asteraceae
Exons: 7
Coding region: 235-1557 (440 amino acids)
Source: RefSeq, a predicted model, not a curated record